UUAGUGGAGUACAACAUUGCAAUGCAUCGUGCGGCUUUGGGAGUGAGUGUGUCUCAAUCCUCAGCCACUGAAUGAAGCAUCCUCAGGAGUAGGGGCAGCAAAAAAAGUGAAGGGCUGCUGGGCCAAAAUCUUGCCUGCUGUGGCAGAGUCUAAGACUCUGGACAAGUCAUCCUCAUGCCACUUGUAAAUAACAAAGUGGGCGAUGAUUGCACAGUCGGCACAGAUAAGGCUUUGGUUGAUGGAAAGGCUCUGGUGGAUUCUCUGAUAAAGGUGGUGGCAUGUUACCGGCACUUGGCCUCAUGUGUCGGUGGGUGCACAGACAGCUUGCAGCUGCGGGAUGAGUUGCGCCAAACACGAGAAAAGGCCCAAAAGUUGGCCGUGGCCAUCUGUCAUCAUCUAACCUCACACCUCCGAGACAAGAACCUGCCUGAAGAGCAGCGUAAGGAGAUGGAGCUCCUCUGGGUGGCUUUCUCCUCCAGCCUAGAGCUUCUCCAUGUUGACAUGUGCAAAGUUUUUAACAUGGUUAACAUCUUCUCUCUGGCCAGUGCUAACACCCUGGUGCAGACUGGUCUACAAGGAGGAGGCAGUGAGGUAGCAGCCCGGGCACUCAGUCUGCCAGACCUGAACCAAGCUCUGAGUCCAACCCUCCCUGAUGGCCUAGAAAACCAGGAGCACAGCGCCAUGGAGCAGGAGAUCAACCAAAUUGACCACAUGAUCGAAGACAUGGAGAUGAAAGUGAACGUGUUGCGCUGGAUGGUGGAGCCCCAUGGGCCACAGUACGCUGACCCGCUCAGCAGCACCGACAGCGCCUCCCUGGCUCUGCUCUCUGUUGAUGAGGAGCAGCCUGGACAGCAGCCUCUAUGCCAGCGCAAUCAAAUAAUUGCUUUCUUAGUGCUGUGUGCUGUUGUUUUGGUGGCAGGAGCUUUAUCUGUCUGUAUUGUCUUAUUUCCAUGAACAAAACUUUAAUACACUCAACGUAUUAUUUUUUCUUCUGUAAAACCUCCAAUGCUCCAUUAUAGCACUGUAAAAGUUUUGAAAUUACAGCGGUUUUAUCUUUACAUAUUACCCAGAAAAGGUUUUUAUUUUGUAAUAACAGCUAAAUUACAGACA
Messenger RNA from Larimichthys crocea (large yellow croaker), 1110 nucleotides. It is a transcript of the gene rgs9bp, whose product is annotated as regulator of G protein signaling 9 binding protein. The record is from RefSeq and is a predicted model, not a curated record. NCBI's taxonomy places the organism in Eukaryota, Metazoa, Chordata, Actinopteri, Sciaenidae. The transcript has 3 exons. The coding region runs from base 175 to 954 and encodes 259 amino acids.